Homalodisca vitripennis (glassy-winged sharpshooter) is the source of this 11152-nucleotide messenger RNA. RefSeq names its product cleavage and polyadenylation specificity factor subunit 5 (gene Cpsf5). Bases 188 to 892 code for a protein of 234 amino acids. The record is from RefSeq and is a predicted model, not a curated record. Gene Ontology annotation, molecular function: mRNA binding. Lineage: Eukaryota; Metazoa; Arthropoda; Insecta; Hemiptera; Cicadellidae. Gene Ontology annotation, cellular component: mRNA cleavage factor complex. The transcript is spliced from 5 exons.
UCUAGUCUACCUCUGUGUUGCCUUGCUAAAGCUGUACCAAAUUUUUCAUUUACUUUGUUCGUUUGGCGUCAUAGUCGUUACAUACAAUUUUUGUUGUAAGAUUACGGUGUUAUCGAACUUGAAGAUUAUUGGCUUCUAAGUAGUUGUUUAUCAUUACGAUUUGCUAAUAUUUUAUUUAAUAGGGUAAAUGGCUGCACCACAAAUCAAAGCUCCUUCAAAUAUAUCAGGUCCUGCCGGCGGACAUGGAUGGCCUAGACGAGGCGGCGGUCCAACAUCUCAGACAACAGCUCAGUUCAAUGAGUCAAAAUACCCAACAUCGUCAGCAUUGACGAUAAAUCGUCCGAUCAAUUUGUACCCCUUAACCAAUUACACAUUUGGAACUAAGGAACCUUUAUUUGAGAAAGAUCCAUCAGUUCCUGCUAGAUUUCAACGUAUGAGAGAAGAAUUUGACAAGAUUGGGAUGCGACGGAGUGUGGAAGGGGUUUUAUUGGUUCAUGAGCACGGCCUGCCUCAUGUAUUACUUCUACAACUUGGAACCACGUUUUUCAAAUUGCCGGGCGGUGAACUCAAUCCUGGGGAAGAUGAAGUUGAAGGUCUGAAAAGGCUACUGACUGAGACGUUGGGGAGACAAGACGGCGUGAAGCAGGAUUGGACGGUAGAGGACACCAUUGGCAACUGGUGGCGGCCUAACUUUGAGCCUCCUCAGUAUCCAUAUGUUCCUCCCCACAUUACCAAACCCAAGGAGCACAAGCGCCUCUUUCUUGUUCAGCUGGCAGAAAAAGCUUUUCCUGAUGGAGAACGGGGAGAGCAUAAUUCUGAACUCCGUUUUUCGAGCUCUACAAAUAUUAUGUAUUUAACUAAAACUAAGUUCAUGUGCUUUCCUUUUGGUUGAUAGUUUUUUAAGGCAAAAGAAGGCAUGAAGCCUAUGAUUGUCAUUUUGUUAACUGUGUAGUCACUGCUGCUGUAAGUUAACUUUGUGGUCACUGUUACUGUGAGUGAACUGUGUAGUCACUACUGGUGUAAGUGAGCUCUGAACAUCUUGUUACAUAUCAGUCAGAUGGAAGACGUUCUCUUGUAAAUUACUUCAGUUUGAAAGAACAAUUCGAUUGUAAGAACAGACCUGAAAUUAAAUUAUGCGUCUAAUUGCCUACAUUGUAAUUGUAAUAUAGGUAUCUGAUAAAAUUCAGGUUGCACCUGGAACAUAAUUGAUUUAAGUUUAUUUCCUUUAUGCAAUGAUUGUUACAACCAUAACUUGGCCAGCUCUCUUAUUCAUUUAAUAUUUUACUUUUGUACUAACCUGGCUAUUUUAAAAUAUGUGAUCUUACUUCCUUCUUCCUUCAUUAUCUAAAUAUUAUGAAAAUAUCAGCUGUCACUUCUCUAGACAUUGUCCUAUAAUGUUCACAUUGUAUUUAUUUAAUCUGAAAACAAUAUUUUGAAGCGUUUCAUGUCAUCUAUAAAUUUAUUCUUCAAUCAUAGAAACAAAUUAAUUAAAUUAACUCUAAGUUUAAUGGAAUCAUGUUGUAUGUAUUAGCACUCAAAUAUUGUACUUAGCAAUUAAUGUUUCUCUGAUAUAUUUUUUAGUGAGACAAAUGGCUGUCGGAGAGUAAGUGGUAAUAAUUGUUUUUCAUUCUUACAAAUUAUUGUCUUUUACCUCACAAUAUUAUUUAUAAAAAUAUUGUAUGUAAAUAUUCAUCAACAGUUUGUUGUGUAGCUUCAAAUUUAGUUAUUUGUUAAAUCUGCGUGUCUACAGCAAGGUUGCACAUGAGCUUAGUUUGGUUCCUAGCAAGAAUGUAAAACUUUGGUUGUCAUCGCAGAUACGUCGCAGAAGAUUGUUACAUUUCUCGACUUUAUUUUGUUUGCUUGUAUUCUUUUGUUACUUGUUAAUUUCAAAGCGGUCAUUCAUGUCAGACACUCUUAUAAUUUUGUCUUUGUAUUCAUCUAUAUGAACCUUCAUUCAAUGCAAUGUUUAAAUAUAGUAUUAGAUACAUUCAUAUCAUUAUCUGUAGGGUGUCCAGUGAAUUGCAGCUGUGAUAAUAGGCUAUGCUUUACAAGUAUUAACGUUUUGUCAACCAGUUUUGUAUCAAAAUGUUUUUCAGACACUUAUUUUCUAUAAUUUGAUAAUUUUGUUAAAUUAAGAUUUGAAUGUGAUUUACAGUUUUGUUUAUAAUACAAAUGUUGUAGAUAUCUGAAUCCUUAUAUUGCAUGAACACUCUACAUAAUGAAUCUAUGCAUUUACGUCUAUUCUUUGAUCUUAACUGCACAGAUAUUUUUCACUUGUUUUAAAUAACAGCCAGGAUUAACCCUCUCCCAGUCGAUUUACAGCAAUGCGCUACUGGGCUGAUUUGAUUAGGCCGUUCCGUCCUGGGAGAAAACACUCGUGUUUUUAUUAACAACUCUUUUUGAACAAAACUGUUCCAUAUUGUGCAUCAUUGUAAAUGUUAUAAUAUAUAGUGAUAUUAGAAAAAUUAUUAAACCUAUAAGGUAAACGUACAAGAAAUGUUUGUUUAUACCGUUAUAUUAAAAUAAGACUACAUGUAUUCAGCUGCAGGAACUUACACACAGGUCUAAUAAUUUUAUAAACUAGCAAAAUAAUUUAGAAGAAAUUUGGAUGAAAAACAGCUAAAUCACUGUCAAUAAAGAGAUGGGUAAAACGUUUCAUAUAUUAGUCCUAGAUAGUAUCAUUAGACUUAAAAACAUGCAGUGAAUGACAACAGUACUGUCUAUAGAUAUUUCCAUUAGCAGUUCCAAAAGUAGCUGUAUGAUGUCAAUACAAAACAGGGAGCAAAGAUAAAGCAGUUGGUGGUGAUUGAAUGUUCCGUCAGGCUCCCCGCCAUGGUGAUUCGUGGUGAUUGCCCGGGAGAGGGUUAAUAGUAUAUUGGAAUAAAUUAUUUGCUAGGAUAUGAAAUAAAAUAAAAUUUAUCUGUAACCCAGUUACUACACGUAUUGAGAAUUUGCUGAUGUAUUAUUUGAAAACUUCAGAAGUAAUUUUAAAUAGCAUUAAACGUUACUAAAUCAAAAUUAUCAACAGGACAAGAAUUUUUUGUAUUGUAUAUAACUGUCUCUAUCGUUAUGUUUAUUGAAGAACUUUAAGUGAUUUCCGUGUACUCACAAAUCGUAAAUUAUUAUUUGUUGUAUUGUUUAACAAGCUUUCAUAUAUGUUGAGGUGUGUUGAGAUAUUAACUAUUUUGUUAUUUGUAAUGUUUUGAUCUGAAUUUGGUUUUUAUUAAUGUUAUGUUUAUUUUAUUUUGAAUGUAUAACUCAUAGAAUCUCUACCCUAGAUUUACAAUGACAAUUUGUUAUAUUUUAAUACUGCCUGAAACACUUCAGUACAAAAACAGUUUUUCAUACAGUAGAUUCCUGACUAUUUGAGCUUACAUGUUAAUAUAAAAAAACUCACUUAAGAUCGGUAUGUAUGAUAUUUAUUAGUGUCUUAAAUUUUAAAUAGUACAGAAUUCUAGUUUGUUCCCAAAUUUGACAGGAGUUUUAAAUUCGUGUUCAUUAUUUUGUUGAGUCUAUUAGCACUGGCAAAGCGGACAUGUAAAAAUGUACAAUAUUAACUAGAUGUGAUACAACAGGGUGUGAGACCAGGACAGUGUUACAUGUUCAUGAAGCAAGUGUUAUAUGUGGUCCGAAAGGGGCUACCAUAAUUAUUGUAAAAUAAUACGAACAUUUGUUUUGUUUUGUUCGUUAUAAUAUUGAAAUGUAGCCAAUUUAAUUAUUGCUGUGGGAGUUUGAGUUUUAAACGUGUUUAGUAUGUGUGCAAGUUAUAUCAGUGUAUAUUAUAUUGAAAUUGUGUUGUUUUAUGACUCACGAUUAUUAAACAUGAAUGAAUUGUUGUUUCUCACAAGUAAACAUCUCAAUCAUGGUAGCAUUAGCUAAGUCUACAUGAUAGUACACGACAUAACUUGGUGGAAAAUAACAAAAGGUUAAAGUGGAAAUAAACUAAAAAAAUAGUUUUAAACUUGUUUUUUAAUUUUAAAAAUUACUUUGCUUUAUUUUGAGGUUGAAUGUUUACUCUUGUUUACAGAGUUCAGAAAUGGUAGUAAAUAAUCUUCUGCUAAAAUUGUUUAGACAACUAUUUUAGUUUUCUAACCUUUCUCAGGUUUAAUUAUAUUGCGUAUUAUUUUUUGUAUCAGCUAAGGUUUUAUAUCCAAGGUUCUCUUCAUAUUUAUCUCAGAUAACAGGACUCUACUGUAUUGGAUAUUUAAAAUGUUACUACACCAUAUUGACGCUAAAAACCAGGUUUAUAUUUUGUAAUUGUUGAUAUUAAAAUGUCUAAAUUAAUUAUGGAUUAUGUCACAGUAAUUAUUAUCUGAGGUUUUGUUAGCUCAGAAAUAUUUAGUAAGGGAUGUUUCAACUUUCAAACAGGGAUAUUCUGAUUGUAAUCGGUCAAAUAAAAAGAAUUCCAGGAUAGCUUGACUUGAGGGCAAUGUAAGUAGUUUUUUGUUUUUUUUUGUUUUUUUUUUCAGUGAAAUAAAACAUUUCAGCUAUGGGGGUUUAAUCCUACUCUGACCUAUUACUGGUGUCAAUAAUGAACAAGGGGGUAAGAAAUUACAGAAAAUUUAGUUAACCCUUUGAAUGCCAAUGUCUGAUUUUUACCGGACGUCAAAAGUUGGCCGAAAAGUGCUAACGACCGAUUUUACCGUAUGUCCGGGGGAAAAAAUCACUAAAAAUCAAAAUCUUUACAUUUUUAAACUAAUAUCAAAUUAAAUUGUUCGUUAAGAACUGUUAUUUUCAAAAUAAAUUGUUAUAGUACACUUCCGAUCAAUUGACUAAAAAAAUCAUUCUUCUCACGUAUAAACAUUUGUGGUUGGUUUUUGGUAUAAACACAUGGCUACCAGAAACAAUGUGACAUUAGUUUCUUAAAAGUUGUAUGACUCACUUAUUAUUGAACAUAAUGAUAUACAUUUUUCAAGAUUUAUAGACAAUUGAAUACCCUUUCCAGUGAUAUGGACCAAGAAAAGAUAUGGAUUUUUUGGUAAUGAUAAUUUGGUUGAAAAGUAAAAUUUAAAUAAAUUCUGGACUUUUUGUAGGCAAGUCCAUUUUUUGUAUUCCUAAAUUUAAUUUUAUACUAACUUUGUUAUUUUAUGUUAAUUAGGCAGAGUUUUCUGUGAAAAAUUAUAAAAAAUAUGAUUAUAGCUUGUUAAAUAGUCAAACUGUAAAUCUUUUUACUGAAACCUUGCAAAAUGCAUUCUGAAGGGCUGGCAGUUUUAGGUGCACCUACUAGAAAAAUACCUGGCACUUAUCAGUACACCCACUCAAUAAAUACUUGGCACUUUAAAGGGUUAAAAUUAGCUCUGAAUUAACUAAUCUUAUAAUAAUUAAAUUUUGUUGACAGAUAAAUAAUACUACCCUAAUACAUUCACAUAAGAUUCAUCUAUUUACACAGCAUUAUAAUUUUAUAGUAAGUAUUAAGGCAAUGAAAUCAAUCUUCAAUAACAGGCUGGUUUUCGAUCAAAUUGUACUAAAUAUGGGUAAGGAAAUAAAAAGAAGUUUAUCGGACAAAAAUUAGGAAUUUCUUUUUUGGAUUUGUUAUAAUUGUUUAAAUAAGUAUUGUAUAUUGAAAUAAGUAAGUGUUUUCGUAGCCUAAAACUAUAAACUAACUCCAAAAACAAACAGCACUGAGGUAAAAAUACUAAUUUACACUUAAAACUCUCUUUGAGCAAUUUUUAUUCAACCAGGAAUUCUUUUUGUUUUUAAUUUGUUGUCUGUAUUCUUAAAUUUGAAGUCAAUUUUUAGUAUAUUCUUUUUUUUAUAUAUGAACUCUUCAAACUAUAUUUGAAUAAUUGUGAACCUUAACUUAGGAUGUCAGUACUUGUUUAUGUCUAAAUUAGGGAAAUAGGUUCAUUUGUAAAAUUAAUUGUGGCAUGAAUAAUAUAUGUGAAACUGAUAUAAUAAUGUACAGUUCUUUGUAUAUGUUAUGAAUCCAUGAGCUUUUCCUAAAAACAUCUGUUGUUUAUAAUCGAAACAUUGUUAUAAGUCUGUUGUACAAAGCAUUUAGGGUCAUCAUAGUUAAGUUAGGUACAAAAUUUUAUUAACUGGGUCUAAGUACAAACUGUUAUUUUGUUCAAUAACAAAAAAAUAGGAAAUAAGUGCAUUUAAAACCAAUUCACUCAUUUAAUACAGUUUGAAAUAUAACCCAAUUAAAAUUGUAUUAUUUGUUGUGUGUUUUUAACGUAAUACAAAUGCAAUUUUAGUACUGUUUAGAAUAUUUACAUAUUUAUUGGUUGCAUUUCUAAUAUUAACAAAAUUAACUUAAAAAAUACAAUACCAAAUAUUUGAUAUAUUCAGUUUGCUUUAUGUAUUACAGCUCUUGAAAUAUAAAGAUGGAACUGUGUCUGUCGAGAUUAUUUUCUAUUUUGUAAUAAAAUAUUUUUUCAGUGGAAAUAUUAACCCUAGAUCUGUCUAACUUACAUUAAAUUGUUAAUGCUUAGGUUACUUAUUUUUUCUCUUAACCUAUCUGGGACUCAACCACACUUAGUUACCCUCCAUCUUCUUUCAUCUGUCUAUUCCAUGCUUGUUCACAUUUGAUUUAUAUAUUCUUUUACAAAUUACUACCCACAUUUCUAGUGGCCUUCUUGUUUCUGACUUUUAAAGUCCUAUUUCCUCUAAUAGUGAAAUUGUUUCUCUUCACAGGACACACAUUUCCAUGUCAUUAUCAUAUUGUAAAUGUCUGUGCCUAAUCGUUUAUGCAACACCAUAGAUCGUCUUAUUAAUAUUAUCUUGGAUUAAAAUACAUGUUGAACUAUGUAGUGCAAGUUAUCAAUGAGCGAUAAAGACUUGGAUGAUAAUAUUUAAUGCAGUCAUCCAACUUGUUAUCAAUCUGAAAUAUCUUAGCUGUACGUUGAUAUGAUACACACGUCUCUAUUUUCAGCAAUAUGCUAGUGUUGCAGCAUAGCAUCAUUGCAAACAAACAGUGCCUAAACAUAUUUUGGUGGAGUGUAAUCUGAAGGAAAUCAGAAUUUAAAGGAAAUCCUGUUAGGAGAUUUAUAUGAGUAAAAGUCAAAAAAAUCUUUAUUCGUUUUAGUUACAAUGCUGUAACAUUUGAAUAGUGUCAAUUUAAACUAACUAAAACACUAAUAUAAAAUAAGGCUAUAAUAAAAAUAAAAUUAAACUACCUGAUUUGCAAAUCAAAAUAUUCAUCUAAUGAAUAUAAAACCUUGUCCAUCAAGUAUGCUUUAAACUUUCUUUUAAAUAUUUUAUGUUCUGUUUCUUGUUUGAUAGCAAAUGGAAUGGAUUCAAGAAAUUUGGAUCCAAUGCAUGUUUUUUUUCUUGUGAAAAAAUUUAACCUAUGGCGAGAUAUUACAUGUAAUUUGAUAAAAAAUUAUUAAAAAUGCGACUACAAGGCGCAAUAUUUUAGUAAGAAAAUACUGUCUUUUAGUAAGAAAAUUAAGAUCAGUGCCUAAUUUUUUCAUCUAUUUUACCUCGUAUUCCUUAUUUAUAAUAACUUUUGAGUUAAAGGUUUUAAGUAUUAGAGUAAUUAAUUAAUCUAAAAUAGACCUCUUAUUUCUAAAACCAGUCAGAAAAUGAACUCACAGUAAAAAAGAAUGUACACACAUGUACAUUGAAAGAAUCAUUUAUAUUAAUAUAUAAAACUACACUGUAAUAAUAAAGCACUGUCAGACUAAUACAUUUACAGUAGUCUCUAUAGUUCGGCCCUGUGCCAGUCCGGUUCCCCCAGUAAUCCAAGUAAUGCCAGUAGACAAAGACUGUGGGGAUGCCUGUAUGGUCAUUGAGGUCACUGUGUGUGUUAAUGUUUGAGAGAGGGGGGGGAAAGAGCUAUUUGUCAUUGUAACUGUCGAUAUGCGAUCCCAGCUCAUAAAACGACAGUAUAUUUAACAGCACUGUGUUCCCAUAAAUGUAAUUUAAAAGUGUUUUUAAUUCCAGUAAUCCAGCUUUUUGACUAAUCCGACACAUGUCUGGUCUGAAUUGUGUCGGAUUAGUGAGGGACUAUUGUAUUUAACACGUUUUGCUUUAUAAUAUAACUUAAAUACAAGAAAUUAAAAAUAAAUACAUAAUAUCACAACAGUGUCAUUCAGCAAAGAUAUACAGGAAAUGGUAAACUAGUUUUGUCUUUUUCUUCUUCUUUGGGUAGUAGUAUCGCUACAGUUUCGUUACAACUGACAACAUAUAUAACAAAAUUUCUUGGACAUAGAUGUAUUAAUGUUUUGUAUCUUCCCCUUCAAGCAGAAUUAUUUUUAUUAAUACAACAAAACAAUUGCAUUUAAUGUUUUUCUCUAAAGGCUAAAAAAUGCUUCUAAUCCAUUUUACAAUGAGCCGUGUACAGGUGGUUUACAAGAAUUCUUGUAAAUAAACUAUUUCAUCAACCAUGAAAUGAUUAAUUUUGCUUCAUUUCUAGUCAUAGUGAUUGGUCAAAGACUUUAUUCAAGAUGUAUUUUGAGAUAUUCUUUGGCUUGAUCAGCACGAGUUUUGAACUAAUGAUCUAGUACAUUUUUUAAGUGCAUAUGGUGUGUAUUUUUUACACUUGUGGGAUUUAAAACAAAAUCUUACCAUUGCAUGCAAGCUCAAAAUGUGUAGUGGUGAGUAGGAACAAGAAAUCACAAUUUUUGGUUAUGUGCAUAUUCUGACUCCAUUUGACACUAUCAUGAGAUGAACAAUAAUGCCAGUAAUGUGUUGAAUAAAUCCCAUCAUGCCGUUUUAAUUCUAAGAUUUAUUUCAUUCACGUCAGUGUUGCACUAUGAUUGCUUGAACAUUGUACUAUUGCCAUUACAGUGGUCAGCCAGUAUUAGUACAAAUUACAGGUUCUUGAGUUAUCUGGCAUAGGUUUGAAUAUCCCAGAAUUUUUUGGUUGUCUGAGGCAAUCUUCUGGAAAUUUUUGUUUGUAAGACAUAUAUAAAUGAAUAUUAUUCCCUAAUACCCAAGAAUUUAUAUUUUUUUCAAUUUCUUGAGUACUUGAGACAUUUUUUGUAGAUUAAUAAACGUAAAAAUGUAUAAUUAAUGAUAAAAGUGUAAACAUAAUGCAUUAUGUUUUACUGUACUUUCCCCACAUUAAUAUUUGUACCUGUCAUUUUAUAUACUUUUGGAUUACUUUUUUGCGUAGUUACACUUUUAUAACAAAGUAAACCACUUUUAAUUGAGAUAUUGUGUAUGUAUUCAACUAUUUUUAUUUAUUACGUGAAAGGACAUUAUAUUUGUGGUUCAAUUUAUUCCUAUUAAGUAAUGUCUUUUAAAACUUUGUUCUAAAUCAAAAUGUAUUUUUUAAAUUGUUAUUGAAGUAAUAAAUAAAAAUAAAUGUGUAAAUGAGUAUUAUUUUUAAUAAAACACAUGUUAAGGCUCAUCUUUUAAAGUUUCCUCUGUUUAACUACUUACAUUUUAAUAUAGCGUACUGAAUAGAACGUUCUCUCUACUAAAUAUAUGUCACAUUUCAGAACAAAAUGUUACUGAUGUUAAAUGUUAUUAUAGUUUAAGAAAGACACAAUGUGUUGUCUGCUAUUUAAUAAAUUUUCUUAAUUUCUCGAAUAAAAUGAACUUAAGACUUAAGGACUUUUUAUUAAACUGGAUUGUUGUUCAUAAUAAAGUUAUGAUUUGUUAGUAUGUCAUCAGUUUCAAAUAAAGUUUACUAAAGUGGUUUCUUUGUCAGCCCCAUUAAUAUUUAAAUUCAUAAUAUUUUAUUAACAAAAAGCUUAGCUAUGUAUUAAAAAAAAUUAAAUCUCACAUUGUACUAUAUUUACAUAAGUUGCAGAUAAACUUUUUUCAAAUACACUAUAAGAGCCUAUUGUUGAUUAAUUUGUAAUAAUAUUAUAAUCUGUACAUUUGAUCAACUGAUUUAUGUAAUAAAGACUUUUAUUUGCAUAAUUUUUCCUUUUCUCCCUAAUAAUUUAAAUGUUUGAUCAAGAAUAAUGUACUAAACAAAAACUGUUUACAAAUUUUAAAGUAAGUGUCACAUUUUAUAAACAGGAAAAUUGUUUCCACGGUCUGUGUGCUAAAUGAAGUGAGCCGGAACACAGAAGCAUUGGGAGGGUAUAUGUGGGAAUGGGAUGAGACAAUCUCAUCUGUUGAGACAGCAUUUUAUAGUGAUUGUGCAAUGUGUCCUGCUUGGUGAGAACACUUUGCUAGAGUACUCAAAUUGAUUUAUCUUGCUUGAACACUCAGGAACACUUAAAAAGGCCACAGGUUAGCUAAUAUAUGUUUAUCUGGAGCUCUGCUUUUAACAUAGGACUAAAUUUUUAGUCGUUUAUAAAUAGGAACUUGUGUCAAAUCUAUGAAUGAUUUAUUUGAAAAAAUGCUAAUAAUUUUUAAAUAUAUGAUUAUUUGUUACAAUAAUAGUUUAUAAUAAUUUAUACCUAAUAUCAAGUUUUAUUUCCAAAAAAUCAUACAUUUAUUAACAAUUCAUUAGCAUUGACACAAAUGGAACUUUAUGGAGUGAAACAUGAUGUGUAGAUUUGAGAGUUCCUAUAAUAAAUUCUUAGAUUUAGCCCCAUGUUAAAAGAGCAAUGAACCUGUGUGCCCCUCUUAAUGUUUUUUCUGACUGUCUUGUCUGUCCAUUGAUAAUUUGUCAGAAAAUAAUGUCUUCUUAUGACAGUACAAACAAUAACACGGCUAAUAAUUUGUAUUUCACUUAUGAUUUGACUAGGAUUUUACAAUCAUCUUAAUCUUCCAUUAAGACAAAAUGUCCUUAACACUUCAAAACAGUCUCACCUUGGAAUUUGUGGUUUGUUUUAUUUUAUAAUUUCAUCCUCCUCUUAAACAUAUACUUGAGCACAAGGGAGUAUUUCAUUGUCGGAAUUGUUUAGUCAGUGAGGCGUAAUGUUUGACGUAUCUAAUCAUUAAUAUUAGACAAUAAUGCACUUCCUGAUAGGCAAUGUACCAUAUCUGACAUGGAUUUGAGUUUUGGUAUUCAAGAAAGCAUUGCAGUACAGGACUCUUUACCAUAUUUGUACUUGCCUAUACUUGUGUCAAUAGCCAGCUUUUUAUUCAUUACAACAGUUGUAAACUGAAUGAAUCUUUUAAUUUCCCAAGUUUCUAUUUAUUUAUACGAGUUAACUAUAAAAAACUUACUUUAUCCAGCUUUACGUUUUGUCAGCUUACAAUCAGCGUGUAUUUUAUCAUGAACUAUUGAUCGUGUAUGUAAACAGUGUAACAAUGUAUUGUUUUUACUUAAAAUGUACUAUUAAAUUGUUUUACAAUCAAA